CAGUUAGGGUUCGGUGUCGGACGCCCAAUUUCGCGUGCAUUUGAGGGCAACGAUUUUACCAUGAUUCUUCCGCUCUCAUAUUGACCUCAUCUUCCGCCGCCGACGCCGGAGAAUUUCGCCAUCUAUACGCCGCCUCAUCGGGCUUGUUUGUUCGCCGUGAUGUAUCCUUCUCGGGGAACCAAUCGCUAUGGCCAACAGCAGCCGUACACUCCCCAGUCCUACACACCGCAAAAUCUGGGCGCCGCUUCCCUACUGGGAGGAAGCCACCAAGAAGCGGAGUUGGCUAGGUAUAGGGCUCGUGUAAACGUUCCUGGGCAUCCUUCAUCGGCGGUCGCCGCUGCCGGCGCUGCAGGGGCAGUGCCUACGCCGCAGGCUUACAGCGGACAAUACGGUUCUGUCUAUGGCUCUAGCGCACAGCAGGGAUCUGCAACAACUAAUUUGGAAGGUCGGAGUAAUUAUGGAUCAUCGAUGGCAGAGUCGCCCAAGUAUGCAGCUGAGUAUGUCUCAUCAUCAAGUCGUGCCUACGGUCAGAAGGUUGAUCAAUUGUAUUCAGAUAGGAUGUCUGAAUAUCCAUCUGUUGACAGACGUUCGUAUACUGAUCGCCACAGUGCAUAUUUAGGGAGGGAUUUAACUAGUGAGACGUCUGAUAGAUAUGAUAAUCAGUCUAAGCUGUAUGGUCGAAUGGAGCAAUCAACAGUGCUUAGGCAAGAAGAAAUGUUAAAAGCCCGCACACUGCAGUCUGCUUCUAUGGAGGGUGGAACUAGACAAGCCGAUUAUCUCACCACAAGGACUGCAGUUCGUCUUCCUGCCCAAGAUCCUAUUGCAUAUGCUGCAAGAGGUGAACUCGAGCCGCAUAGUUUAUCAAUUUUAGGUGGCUCAUCGUACAGUGGACAGCAUACACCAUCAAUUUUAGGAGCAGCACCACAACGGAAUGUCGAUGAUCUUGUUUAUACCCCAAGUUCUUCAAACCCUGGCUAUGGAGUGAGCUUGCCUCCUGGUAGAGACUAUGGAGCAGGGAAGGGGCUCCAUGGAACGUCACACGAAUUAGAAUAUCGACCUAGCAUGUUGGGGCGAGCUGAUCACCCAAGACUUGAUGAUAGGAAAGAUGACAGAGCAACAUAUGCAAGGGAGUUGGAACGAAGAGAGAAAGAUAGGGACUACUUGCGCGAGCGUGAAAGAGAAAGAGAAAGAGAGAAGGAGCGACUGCGCGAACGAGAACGGGAGCGAGAGCGAGAACGAGAACGGGAGCGUGAACGAGAACGAGAACGCGAAAGAGAACGUGACAGGGAACGCGAAAGACAACGUGAAAGGGAACGAGAAAGAGAACGGGAGCGGAGGGAGAGGGAGAGAGACCGAGAACACAAGCGUGCACCUGAAUUCAGGCAACUCACACCUCCUCGAGUCUCUAGAGAGCGCAGAGGUUCAUCUUUGGCAAAGGAUAUCAUCAGACCUCUGACACGGGACUCCCCUCGUCGUGAAGUGGUGCAUAGGCACCAUUCCCCUGUCAAAGAAAAAAGGAGAGAGUAUGACUGCAAGGUCUUCUCAUUUAGUUUUGUGGAAGCUGAGAGGGAUUAUCUAUCACUGGACAAGAGAUACCCCCGACUCUACAUAUCUCCUGAAUGCUCAAAGGUAGUUAUUAAUUGGCCAAAGAAGAGUCUGCACCUCUCCUUGAGUACCCCUGUGAGUUUUGAGCAUGACUUUGUUGAGGAGGCUACUGUGGAGGGGAAAGAAUCUCAUAGUACAGAAGGUACAACAGAUAUUUUGCAAUCUGGAGCCCAAAAUACAGUCUGGAAUGCCAAGAUUAUUUUGAUGAGUGGGCUGAGCAAAAAUGCGCUGGCAGAGCUGUCAUCUGAAAGACUCUAUGAUGACCGUAUUCCUCACUUUUGCAAUAUGCUUAGGUUUGCUGUUCUUAAGCAGACUAAUAUUCUGAGGGCUAUUGGCGGCCCUUGGGAGCCAGUGGAUGGUGGAAAUCCUUCCGAUGAUAACUCUUUAAUUCAAACAGCUAUCAGGUAUGCAAAGAAUGUAGCAAAUCUUGAUCUGAAAAGCUGUCAGCACUGGAACCGUUUUCUCGAGAUUCAUUACGAGAGAGUUGGAAAAGAUGGACUCUUCAGUCACAAAGAGGUAACUGUUUUUUAUGUCCCAGAUCUCUCAGACUGUCUUCCUUCACUGGAUACAUGGAGAGAACAGUGGCUUAGUUAUAGAAAGGUUGCUGCUGAGAGGGAGCGCCUGAAUUCCCUCAAGAAAGAGAUACCUAGAGACAAGGAAGAAGGCUCAAAAGAUAAGAAGAAACUUCAACAGAAAGAUAGUGGAGUAACGGCUGAUAGUAAAAAGGACACAGUUGCAAGCAAACAGAAAGGGAAAGGAGUUUCUGAGCAGGGAAAUGAGAAAGAUGAAGCAGAUCAAGAGAAAGCUGGGGUAGGACCUCCAGAAGGAGAUAAGGUUCAAGAGGAAAAUUCUAGUGUUCAGACAGCAGUUAGUACCAAACCUGGAAAGAAGAAAAUUAUAAAAAGGAUAGUUAAGAGGAAGGUUGCUAAGAAAAAAGAUGGUGUUGAAACUUCUACUGAGCAGAAUGAUGCACUAGACAAAGAGGAUACUGGAGGAAUAAAUGUGAGUAUUGAAGGUGAUGCACAAAAAGAUAGCUCCCCAGUAAUUAAAACAUUUGUGAGGAAGAAGAUUGUGAAAAAGUCAGUGAAUGCUGCUCCAGAAACAGAUGAAACAUCAAAUCCUGCAGUAGAGACAAUCAAGGAACCUGAGAGUGCUGAGGGUAUCAAAUCUGAAGAGACAAAUCAAGCGGUCCAAGAGGGCAGCAUCAAAAGCACCGUAAAGAAGAAAGUAGUUAAGCGGGUUCCAAAAAGAAAGGCUGUCUCUGCAGAUGAUAGUACCAAGGUGGGUGAAGAUGAUGUGAAAGUGGAUCAAACAAUAAAUCAGCCUGAAAAAGAUGUUAGGAGUGAAGAGAAAGGAGAAUCUGAUGGAAGCCAGGUAAAUAAGGUCAUUUCAAAAGGCACCAAGACACCAAAAAUGGUGCCAGCCAACAAGGAAGAGAAAAAUGUAGAAACAAAAGAUCUGCCUGGGUCUACAUUGGAGGUCAAUAAUGGUGCAAAAUCCAAUGAAAAGGAGCACCUGAAAGAUGACAAAGAUAAGAAAGAUGAUAAUGGGAACAAAUCAAGAAGUAUGAGUUUAACAGCAACAGAGAAGAAAAGAAUAGACGACCCUCCUAGGCAUCCUGGCUUGAUUCUUCAAACAAAAGCAAGCAAGGGGUCUAAAUUGCAAUCCUUAUCACUUUCAUUGGAUUCACUCUUGGAUUAUAGUGACAAGGAUAUUGAAGAAUCAAAUUUUGAGUUAUCUAUAUUUGCAGAAUCCUUGUAUGAAAUGCUUCAAUAUGAGAUGGGUUGUCGACUUUUGUCUUUCCUCCAGAAGUUGCGGAUAAAAUUUGUUGCGAAGAGAAACCAACGAAAGAGGCAGACUAAAGAAACCUCCCAAAAAGAAGAUGAGAGCCCAUCAAGCAAGCGUGUUAAGACGGAUAAGACAGGUGAAGAUGUGAUGACAACUAAAAAUGAAAACACUGAUGACACACAUAAAAAUGAGAGGAGCCCUUCAAUCAAGCUUCCUACGACGGAUAUGACAAUGGAGGAUGUGAUACCUAAAACAGAAAAGACUGAUGAUGCUCCUGAAGAUGUGGAGAACCCACCAAGCAAGUCUGUUGAGACAGAUAACGCAACUGAACAUCUGAUUACAGCGAAAACUGAAAAUACCAACGACGCUCACGGAGAUGCCAGCACCAUUAUCAAAGAAGAGACUAAUGAUGUUGAAAAGGUUGAUGAGCCUAAGAAAGAGAAUGAAACCCAAGAGGAAGAGCCUGAGGAAGAUCCUGAGGAAGAUGAAGAAAUGCCUUAUUCAAGGGAGCAUGUCGACUCAGCCAAAGAGGUUGAUUCGCUAAAAAAGGAUGCUGAUUUUGUUGGUGAAGAUGUUACUCAAAAUGAGCAGAAUGAGCCGCAGGAAAGUGCAAAGCCAGCUUUAGAGACAACUACCAAUCUUGACCCAAGCUAUACGGAGAAUUUCACCAAGGUGGAACCAAAGACAGGCGGAAACCAGGGUGGUGCUGACAAGGAACUGUUGCAGGCUUUUAGGUUUUUUGAUCGCAACCGUGUUGGAUACUUGAGGGUUGAAGAUCUGAGGUUGAUCAUCCAUAACUUGGGGAUGUUCCUCUCGCACCGGGAUGUCAAGGAACUUGUGCAAAGUGCACUUUUGGAAAGCAACACUGGCAGGGAUGACAAGAUUCUAUAUGAUAAACUGGUAAAGAUGUCAGAUGUUUGAAAUCAGAGAAUGCGCUCGGUACAUCAUGUUUCAAUCAGAUGUUUGAAAUCAGAGAAUGCGCUCGGUACAUCAUGUUUCAAUCAGAUGUUUGAAAUCAGAGAAUGCGCUCGGUACAUCAUGUUUCAAUUCUUUCCAGUUUUGUGAGAAUUUCAACUGAAAAAAGAAGGGGCUGCUACCUUGAAAUUCUUGCAUGGUUCUCUUUAUAGUCAGUUUUUCUUUCAACUUAUAAUUCGAAUGGUUUAGGCCAAGUCUCUUCUUUGAACCGCAUAACGACUUGAUAAAGAUGAUGAUUAUUUGCAAUAUGUAUUGCCAUGUGUUUCCAUCAAAUAAUGUUCUCUUCACUCUU
Andrographis paniculata is the source of this 4660-nucleotide messenger RNA. Its product is annotated as protein SHORT ROOT IN SALT MEDIUM 1. The coding region runs from base 160 to 4314 and encodes 1384 amino acids. The transcript has 21 exons. Gene Ontology annotation, cellular component: nucleus. Gene Ontology annotation, biological process: regulation of DNA-templated transcription. Lineage: Eukaryota; Viridiplantae; Streptophyta; Magnoliopsida; Lamiales; Acanthaceae. Gene Ontology annotation, molecular function: calcium ion binding. The record is from RefSeq and is a predicted model, not a curated record.